AUGUAUCUAUCUCCUGUCUACUGUGAUCUCACCCUGCAAAUUAGACUGUUUGCCUGGGGAGGAAGAGGGAUAGUUCACACCCAGCAAGGCUGUUCCAGCACUGAUCUGGCACUAAUAUCAACUAACCCCCCCAGUGAUAAAGAGAAACCAAGGGCUGCAGCAGAAAGAGUUGGAGUUUGGUGGCAGGCAGGUUGUGCAUGUGCAAAUCCCAGCUCAAAUAUUAAGUUUAAACCCUCAGCCUCAGUUGACUCAUCCCAGCAUCACUUUAUGAAGCUGCGGGUGUUGGAGGUUAUCAGGUAG
This is a messenger RNA of Rangifer tarandus platyrhynchus (Svalbard reindeer), 300 nucleotides long. Lineage: Eukaryota; Metazoa; Chordata; Mammalia; Artiodactyla; Cervidae. The record is from the annotation of a GenBank genome assembly.